AUGUCUUAUAAACUUUCCUCACAACAGCACUCUGGCUCUGCACUGUUUACAAUCUCCUGGCUUGGGAGGCAGUGCAGGUACAUUCCGGAAGUGACGCUUCAUUCCAGCCAGGUGAAACCCGGAAACGCUCAAUGUUUUGCCCAGGUAACUCCGGAAGUGAUGCAAAGGCUUCGCUGGGUGUGUUCCCGGAUGCGUCUCAGGUGUGCGGGAGCGGGUCACAUGACCGAAAGUGAGGGCGGGGCCAGUACGUUCCGGACAGGCAGAGCUCUGCGUCCCUACCCUGUUACUGUCGACAUGCUCGAUUAUCUACUAACGAUGGACGAGUACAAACUUCUUCUGAUGUUUAUUGCCGUGUCUAACCUGUCAUUAGUGAAAGCUCAGAAUGUCACCACUUCAGCCCCAGACAGGCUCUCGGAGUCGGCGCGACUAGCCGCCAUCAUUGUUCCCUGUGUGGUAGGCGGCAUCAUUCUCAUCGGCAUCGUUGCCUUCAUUUUUAUCAAAAUAAGAGAGAGACGGCGGACGGAAGGAACCUACCGACCAAGCAGCGAGGAGCACAAGGAACCCCGCGUGGAGCCCAACAUGGCUCUGAAACUGCCCCCCGAGGAGAGGUUGAUAUGAUGAACUCCAGGUGCGAUUCCAUCCAGUUUAUUGGUUCACAGCUGACGGGGGUCAAAACUGCGCCUUACACACCAAGCAAAGGUCUCAUGUGACUCGCGAGGUCCCCAGACUGUAAUCAGCUGCUUUAUCUUCUCCUCCCACAUGAGACCUGGGUUACAGGGGAAGGGUAUAUACAGGAUACCCACCUAUAUGGCAGUUGCCUGCCCCACCACUAAAUGCCUGUUUAUAUAUAGUUUCAGUAUUAUCCAAUUAUGUAGCUUUUCCUUCCACUAUUUUUGCCUUCCUUUGCCGUAUGGUACAGGGGCCCGGAGCAGGCCUGGUGUGUAUCACACCAACAGUAUUGGAGGCCUAUCGAGUGCAGGAAACCUAGAAAUGCCACUAUAUUCCCGGACUGGGCUCGUGUUAUCCAGUUGCAGGGCCGCCUGGUGAUCACAUAAAGGCUCUGAUAAUGCAACGGAACUGUGAAGAACAAUGAGCGUGCGUAAAUGUAUUUAUAUAUAUAUAUAUAUAUUAUCCAAAGAAUUUAUUCUCCAGAGGCACAUGUCUGUCUGUCCAUCCAGCUUUGCGGAGCUCUACAGAAUCGGGACUUUUAUUAAAUAAUCACAAAAUGUUUAAUAUAUUUUAUAGCCCUGGGGAUGGCGGUAAACGGUGGAUACAUCUCAGCCUUAUCAUAGAGCUAGCGCAUGGGUAGACAGUCCCGCUGCUAAAUGCCACAUGGGGUAACAUAAUAAAACUGACAGUUUGCUCCAGGUUUAGUAACCCUUAGCAACCUAUCAGGUGCAUGCUUUUAUACAAGCGCUGAUUGGUUGCUUUGAGUCACUGGUAGGCGAUGCUUUUAUUACGUUACCCUACAAACGCCGACAGUUCUGUAGCAGUCGUCUCAAGGGAUGUUUUGGGGCUAAUGGUUUAAAUUCAACACUUAAAGGGAAACUGUUUUUAUUUUUAACUCGGCUAAAUAACUAGCAGGGGAUGCUUGUGGACACUCCCAGGGGUUCUUAAAGGGAUACUGUCAUGGGAAAACAUGUUUUUUUCAAAAGGCAUCAGUUAAUAGUGCUGCUCCAGCAAAAUUCUGCAUUGAAAUCCAUUUCUCAAAAAAGCAAACAGAUUUUUUUAUAUUUAAUUUUGA
Xenopus laevis (African clawed frog) is the source of this 1744-nucleotide messenger RNA. It is a transcript of the gene crb3.L, whose product is annotated as crumbs 3, cell polarity complex component L homeolog. The coding region runs from base 1 to 618 and encodes 205 amino acids. NCBI's taxonomy places the organism in Eukaryota, Metazoa, Chordata, Amphibia, Anura, Pipidae. The transcript has 4 exons. The record is from RefSeq and is a predicted model, not a curated record.